UGCAGUCCCAAAACAAGGGAGCCUCCCCGGUGGUCGACACUCCACUGAUCUCAACUCUUUUUCCUCGUUGUUCUUGACAAGCUGAGGGAAACAGAGAAUGCUAGAGGAAGAAGGCGAGGAGACUGCCUCACCAUCAGCGCCGGCAGCAGGCGAGAGAGGGAGAGGCUGUGAGAGGGACCAGGAAGAAGAAGAGGGGGAAGGGGAAGAAGCAUGGAGGGAAAGGAAGCAAGGGCUAAUAAUGGAAUUGUCGGAGAAGCUAAUCAAUGGAGAUCUAGACGCCCAAAUCGAGGCUGCCAGAGAUAUUCGUAAGGUCGUAAGGAAGUCGUCGGUGAGAACCCGCUCAAUGUUCGCUGACGCUGGUGUCAUUCAACCCCUCAUCCUUAUGCUUCUCUCAUCCAACCUUGACGCUCGCCGUGCAUCUCUCCUUGCUCUCCUCAACCUCGCCGUCAGAAAUGAACAAAACAAAGUGUUGAUAGUCAAAGCCGGAGCUGUUCCUCCUCUUGCGGAGCUUCUUAUCCCAAAUGAUAGUGUGAGGGAAUUAGCGACUGCAGCUAUUUUAACACUCUCAGCUGCUGCCCCCAACAGGCCAAUUAUUGCUGCUUCUGGAGCUGCACAUCUUUUGGUUCAUCUGAGAUGUGGAAGUGUACAAGGAAAAGUUGAUGCUGUUACUGCCCUGCAUAAUCUUUCCACUUGCAAAGAGAAUGGCAUUCCUAUUCUUGAUGCUACAGCUGUUUCCCCACUUAUCAACCUCUUGAAAGAAUGCAAGAAAUAUUCCAAGUUUGCUGAGAAAGCGACAUUCCUACUUGGGAUCCUUUCAAACUCUGAAGAAGGACGAGUUGCCAUCACCAAUUCAGAUAGUGGGAUCUUAACAUUAGUGGAGACUAUUGAAGAUGGAUCACUUGUCAGCACAGAACAUGCAGUUGGAGCUUUACUUUCCUUGUGCCAGAGCUGCCGGGAUAAGUACCGAAAACUCAUUCUUCAAGAAGGUGCAAUCCCAGGGCUUCUCCGAUUGACUGUAGAGGGUACCUCUAAAGCUCAAGAAAGAGCCCGCACCCUCUUGGACUUGCUUAGAGAUAGUCCUCGCGAGAAAAAAUUGGCUCCAUCUGUUUUUGAAAGAAUUGUUCAUGACAUUGCUGCUAGAGUUGAUGGAGCAGAUAAAGCAGCUGAAACUGCCAAGAGGUUACUGCAGGACAUGGUUCAAAGAAGUAUGGAGCUCAGCAUGAACCAAGUCCAGCAUAAAGCGUCAUCAUGUCCACCUUCCAAGAUUCCGUCCAGAUGAUGGUCUCCUUUUCAUCUCAAGAAGGGACUUUACAAAAACUGGUUUAGGGUUUUGACCUGUUUCUAUUUACUGUUUGACAUUAGAGCCCUUGUCUUCAUUCCUCAUUCCCAUCAAAAAUAGGAGUGGCUAAAGUAAGAUUGUUCUCUAGGAUGAAUCCCUGAGAUGAUAUUGUUACUCUCAUGGAUUUCUUUUCUUCUUUUUUGUAUAUCUUCAACUUGACCCCUGAUCUUGUGUAUAUAAAAAACCUCACUGUACUAGUGCAAAACAUCUUACUGGCCACAGUUUAGGCUGCUGUGUAGCAUGAAUAAUGAAUCUGUGUUUGCAGUGGUAGGGUAA
Carica papaya (papaya) is the source of this 1615-nucleotide messenger RNA. Its product is annotated as ARM repeat superfamily protein. The record is from RefSeq and is a predicted model, not a curated record. NCBI's taxonomy places the organism in Eukaryota, Viridiplantae, Streptophyta, Magnoliopsida, Brassicales, Caricaceae. Gene Ontology annotation, molecular function: protein binding.